GAUCUACGUGGGUGGUCCAGCUGGAUAAAACGAUGCAGCUCAGUAAUUCAUUCAUAAACAAGCCGGCCUGUCAUCAAGUAAACACUCACGCACACAUUCACAUGGCUUUGUAAGUACUAGUAUAAACGCACACGGUGCGUGUGGCAUCCGCGAAUGAAUACACUAUACUUUUAUAGUUAUUCUGCACUUGUCAUGACGAUUUGAUCACAACAGACUCCACACGGUGAAAUAACGUUAGCUGGUUCAAUGGCAAUAUGAAAGCAAGACAAUGCUCCUAAGCGACCACCCACGGACGGAAGGAGACUGCUCGGGGAGGGAGUCGAAGCUGAGGUGGGAGGUGGAUGGGGAGGAGGACGCCAUUGCAGCCGCAGCUGGCCGUGUGUGACUCGGCGGAGGAGAGAGACAUUACCAAAGUGAACAAUGUCGACUGGCUUUCAGGGAUUUCCCUGGCUCGGCUCUCUCUUCUGGGGCUGUGGUGUGGAAACAGAGGAGUAAGAUGGACGUUUUAUCCCCGUCGAGAGUGAAAAUGUGGAGCCGCAGCGCUGAUCCUAAUCAGCAGUCCCCCACCAUUCCUUCACCAGUCCGGUGGCCCAGCUUCUCACCAUGAACACCAGCAGGAACUGUACUACAGUGGGGAAUGGCGAGGGUCUGGCUGCCCUGGAAUCAGUCUCCAUUGUGACCAUCACGCUGCUCGCCUGCCUGGGGAACUUUCUGAUUGUGGCGACCCUUUAUCGCAGGCCUUACCUGCUCACACCCAGCAACAAGUUUGUGUUCAGCCUGACUCUGUCCAACCUGCUGCUGUCUGUGCUGGUGCUGCCGUUCGUAGCUGUGAGCUCAGCAAAGAGAGAGUGGAUGUUUGGGGUGGUGUGGUGCAACUUCACCGCCCUGCUCUAUCUCCUCAUCAGCUCUGCCAGCAUGCUCACCCUCGGAGCUAUUGCUAUCGACAGGUACUACGCCGUGCUCUACCCGAUGAUCUACCCCAUGAAGAUCACAGGCAACCGGGCGGUUGUCGUCAUCGCCUACGUGUGGUUUCACUCGCUGGUAGGCUGCCUGCCUCCUCUGUUCGGCUGGUCCUCCUUUGAGUUCGACUGCUUCAAGUGGACGUGCGUGGCGUCGUGGCACAGAGAGCCGAGCUACACGGCCUUCUGGGUCACCUGGUGCAUCCUCCCACCCUUCUUUGUCAUGCUGGCGUGUUAUGGUGUCAUUUUCCGCGUAGCCCGCAUGAAAGCCCGCAAAGUUCACUGCGGGACUGUUGUUGUGGCCCAGGACGACUCCACUGGAGCCCAGAGGAACGGGCGUAAGAACUCGAGCACCUCGACUUCCUCUAAUGGAAGUCGGCGGAGCCUCGUGUACGCAGGGAGUCAGUGCAAGGCUUUGGUCACCAUCUUAGUGGUGAUUGGCACCUUCCUCAUGACCUGGGGGCCAUACGUUGGGGUGGUGGGCACUGAGGCCUUGUGGGGUCAGGGCAGCGUGUCUCAGUGGGUGGAGACUCUGGUAGCGUGGCUGUCUUUCUGCAGCGCGGUGUGCCACCCACUUAUCUACGGCCUGUGGAAUAAAACGGUGAGGAAGGAGCUGCUGGGGAUGUGCUUUGGAGAUCGGUACUACAGAGAGUCGUUUGCCACGCGCCAAAGGACGUCCCGCCUCUUCAGCAUCUCCAACAGAAUCACAGACUUGGGGAUGUCCCCACACCUGACUGCCAUGCUCGCGGGUGGAGGACAGCUGUUGGCCCCAGGAAGCAGCACAGGAGACACUGGCUUCAGUUUCACUCAGGACUCAUGCACAGAUGUGAUGCUGCUGGAUAACUUCUCCACAGAUGGCUCCUCCCUCGCGCAGCACCACGGGCCUCCGUCCGGGAAAAGGAGGAGCUCAGUCACCUUUGAAGACCAGGUGGAGCAUUCCAAAGCUGAAAACACAUCCUCAGUCCAGAUCCACGCAGAGGUGCACAAAUCUCUCGACAUGUUCGCCUCCUGCUUGGCAAAAGCCAUAGAGAGCGAUGCUAAGCUCACCCUGUUUGGGGAGAGUUCAGCUCUGUCGGCAGGACUCCUCACAGCGAGGGCCGCGCCGAGGCCCAGAUACCUGGAAGGCCAGAGACUGAGGCUGGAGAGUAUUGAUGAAGGGAUCGUUAAGGAUGACAGAGGUGAAGAAGAGCAGGAUGGGGAGGAGAAACCCACCUGAACACAGCAGCUUUCCCACUCUUGACACUGGUACAGAGCUUUGUGGUACCGCUGAUGAAGUCUGCCCUCUUUACAUGUGGAUACUCCUUACUUGAAAUUGUUAGCGAACAGGAAGAGGCACGUUAUUCAUCCUACGACGUUGGACCCAGUGCAUAGCAUCAAAUCUAAUAGGAAGCCUUAACUACUGUAACUUCAUUGGUCUGAUCAUUGUAUUAACUUCUGCUAUAGUAUAUAUUAUGUUAUUGUAUGUUUUUAAGCUUAAUAAGAAAAAUUGCCUCAGUGGGCAAAAUGAAAGAAAAUGACAGCAUCUUUUGACAGAUUAGCUCUUUUCAGGUGGAUUUUCUCUCCUAACACUGCACUCAGUAAAUCUCCACUAGAGGUUUUCCACUCACUGUGGAGAAUUAGACUGUGAGGUACGUGUUUACUCAGCACAGGACAACCUGUACCUUUGUCACUCUUACUGGUACAGGAUGAACUCCAGUAAUUCGGGUUUGCAUGGGAAAGAUUCCCAUGGUUACCACUUUGUGCCAGAUGUCAGAUCAUGUGACCACUUCAGAUGGUUGUGCUUCUGCAAAUCUGUCCCUGCGAGGCAUUAAAAAAAAAAACUUUCCACUGAUAAUAAUAUCUGAGACAUGUGGGUUGAUGGUCAGGUGUGUGCAGGUAAAGAAAGUAAAUGGUAAAUGGCCUGUAUUUGUAUAGCGCUUUACUAGUCCCUAAGGACCCCAAAGCUCUUUACACAUCCA
Molecule: messenger RNA, 2917 nt
Organism: Oreochromis niloticus (Nile tilapia)
Lineage: Eukaryota; Metazoa; Chordata; Actinopteri; Cichliformes; Cichlidae
Gene: gpr161b
Product: G protein-coupled receptor 161b
Exons: 6
Coding region: 604-2175 (523 amino acids)
Biological process (GO): G protein-coupled receptor signaling pathway
Cellular component (GO): plasma membrane; recycling endosome
Molecular function (GO): G protein-coupled receptor activity
Source: RefSeq, a predicted model, not a curated record